GGAGCGGCCCCUGGCGUCUCGCUAGGCGCUGCCAUGGGGGCCGGGUAGCGGGCAGGGGCGCGGGGCAGCGCGGCGGCGGCGGCUUCUCGCGUUCAUUCCUCCGGCACCGGGAGCGACCGAGGGGGAGGAUGCACCAGCACCAGCACCACCACCACCACCAGCAGCAGCAGCAGCAGCAGCAGCGCCCAGCAGAGGGAAACUAUGCAAGUAGCACCAGAAUUCCUCUCCCUGGUGACGGACCAAUUAUUCAGUCAAACAGUUCAGCACCAUCCAAGCAAACUGUUCUAUCUUGGCAAGCUGCAAUUGAUGCUGCUAGACAAGCCAAGGCUGCCCAAACUAUGAGCACCACGGCAGCCCAACCUGUAGGAUCUCUGUCCCAAAGAAAACGCCAGCAAUAUGCCAAGAGCAAAAAACAGGGUAAUACGUCUAACAGUCGGCCGCCCCGUGCCCUUUUCUGUUUGUCCCUCAAUAACCCAAUCCGAAGAGCCUGCAUUAGUAUAGUAGAAUGGAAACCAUUUGACAUAUUUAUACUACUGGCUAUUUUUGCCAAUUGUGUGGCCUUAGCUGUUUACAUCCCAUUCCCAGAAGAUGAUUCUAAUUCAACUAAUCAUAACUUGGAAAAAGUAGAAUAUGCCUUCCUGAUAAUUUUUACAAUUGAAACAUUUUUGAAGAUUAUAGCAUAUGGAUUAUUAUUACACCCCAACGCAUACGUUAGAAAUGGAUGGAAUUUACUGGAUUUUGUAAUAGUAAUAGUAGGAUUAUUUAGUGUAAUUUUGGAACAAUUAACCAAAGAAGCAGAAGGAGGUAGCCACUCAGGUGGCAAACCAGGUGGCUUUGAUGUGAAAGCCCUAAGAGCCUUUCGUGUAUUGCGACCUCUCCGGCUCGUAUCAGGAGUGCCCAGUUUACAAGUUGUCUUGAACUCCAUUAUAAAAGCCAUGGUCCCUCUGCUCCAUAUUGCCCUUUUGGUAUUAUUUGUAAUCAUAAUUUAUGCUAUCAUAGGAUUGGAACUUUUUAUUGGAAAAAUGCACAAAUCAUGUUUUCUUAUUGGUACAGAUAUAUUAGUUGAAGAAGAUCCAGCACCUUGUGCGUUCUCAGGGAAUGGACGUCAGUGUUCAGUGAAUGGCACUGAAUGUAAAGGCAGCUGGGUUGGACCAAAUGGAGGCAUAACCAACUUUGAUAACUUUGCCUUUGCAAUGUUAACUGUGUUCCAGUGUAUAACCAUGGAAGGAUGGACUGACGUGUUAUACUGGAUGAAUGAUGCUAUGGGAUUUGAAUUGCCAUGGGUGUAUUUUGUCAGUCUCGUCAUCUUUGGGUCAUUUUUCGUACUAAAUCUUGUUCUUGGUGUAUUGAGCGGAGAAUUUUCCAAGGAAAGAGAAAAAGCCAAGGCCCGCGGGGACUUUCAAAAGCUACGUGAAAAACAGCAGCUUGAAGAGGAUCUGAAAGGAUAUUUAGACUGGAUUACCCAGGCAGAAGACAUUGACCCUGAGAAUGAGGAGGGUGACGAAGAAGGCAAACGCAACACAAGUAUGCCUACUAGUGAAACUGAGUCUGUGAACACAGAGAAUGUCAGUGGAGAAGGAGAGAACCCCGUAUGCUGUGGAAAGCUGUGUCAAACUAUCUCAAAAUCCAAGUUCAGUCGACGCUGGCGUCGCUGGAACCGAUUCAAUCGAAGAAGAUGUAGAGCUGCAGUAAAAUCUGUCUCAUUUUAUUGGCUGGUUAUUGUCUUAGUCUUUCUAAACACAUUGACUAUCUCAUCAGAGCAUUACGAUCAACCUAACUGGUUGACCCAGAUCCAAGAUAUUGCCAACAAAGUUCUUCUGGCUUUAUUCACCUGUGAAAUGUUAAUAAAAAUGUACAGCUUGGGCCUACAGGCUUAUUUUGUAUCCCUCUUUAAUCGUUUUGAUUGCUUCGUUGUUUGUGGUGGCAUUGUUGAAACCAUAUUGGUGGAGUUGGAAAUUAUGUCACCUCUUGGAAUCUCAGUGUUUCGCUGUGUCCGUCUUCUACGUAUUUUUAAAGUAACAAGGCACUGGACAUCCCUGAGCAACUUGGUAGCAUCCUUGUUAAACUCAAUGAAGUCCAUUGCUUCACUGUUGCUUCUGCUUUUCCUCUUCAUCAUAAUCUUCUCAUUGCUUGGAAUGCAGCUGUUUGGAGGCAAAUUUAAUUUUGAUGAAACUCAAACAAAACGGAGCACCUUCGAUAAUUUUCCACAAGCUCUUUUAACUGUAUUCCAGAUCCUAACCGGUGAAGACUGGAAUGCUGUUAUGUAUGAUGGCAUUAUGGCAUAUGGUGGUCCAUCAUCAUCAGGCAUGAUAGUCUGCAUAUACUUCAUUAUCCUCUUCAUUUGUGGUAACUAUAUCUUGCUAAAUGUCUUCUUGGCCAUUGCUGUGGAUAACUUGGCAGAUGCUGAAAGUCUGAAUACAGCUCAGAAAGAAGAAGCAGAAGAAAAGGAGAGGAAAAAGAAUGCCAGAAAAGAGAGUCUGGAAAAUAAAAAAGGUGACAAAUCGGAAGGUGACCAGAAGAAGUCCAAGGAUAGUAAGGUAACAAUUGCCGAAUAUGGAGAAGGAGAAGAUGAAGAUAAAGAUCCUUAUCCACCUUGUGAUGUACCAGUAGGUGAAGAGGAGGAAGAGGAGGAAGAAGAACCGGAAGUACCAGCUGGCCCACGGCCCCGAAGAAUAUCUGAACUGAAUAUGAAAGAGAAGAUAACACCAAUUCCUGAAGGGAGUGCCUUUUUCAUAUUCAGCAGCACCAAUCCAAUUCGAGUGGGGUGCCAUAGGCUUAUCAACCACCAUAUUUUUACCAAUCUCAUCCUUGUCUUCAUCAUGCUGAGCAGCAUUUCUUUAGCAGCAGAAGACCCAAUUCGUAGUCAUUCUUUUAGAAAUAAUAUACUUGGUUACUUUGACUAUGCUUUCACAGCCAUCUUUACUGUUGAAAUCCUGUUAAAGAUGACAACUUUUGGAGCAUUCCUUCAUAAAGGUUCUUUCUGUAGGAAUUACUUCAAUUUGCUGGACUUGCUGGUUGUGGGUGUUUCUCUGGUAUCAUUUGGGAUUCAGUCAAGUGCAAUCUCAGUUGUGAAGAUACUGAGAGUUUUAAGAGUCUUGAGACCCCUAAGGGCAAUAAACAGAGCAAAGGGACUGAAGCACGUUGUUCAAUGUGUCUUUGUUGCUAUUAGAACUAUUGGCAAUAUCAUGAUUGUUACAACCCUGCUGCAGUUCAUGUUCGCCUGUAUUGGUGUACAGCUAUUCAAGGGAAAAUUCUAUCGGUGUAGUGAUGAAGCAAAGCAGAAUCCAGAGGAGUGCCGGGGGAUAUACAUUGUUUAUAAAGAAGGAGAUGUUGAUAAUCCAGUGGUUAGAGAAAGGGUUUGGCAAAACAGUGAUUUCAACUUUGACAAUGUGCUGUCUGCCAUGAUGGCCCUUUUCACUGUUUCUACCUUUGAAGGCUGGCCAGCAUUACUAUACAAAGCCAUAGACUCAAAUGGAGAGAAUGUAGGCCCAAUAUAUAACUACAGAGUGGAGAUUUCCAUCUUCUUUAUCAUAUAUAUCAUCAUCAUUGCUUUCUUUAUGAUGAACAUAUUUGUCGGUUUUGUCAUUGUUACCUUCCAAGAACAGGGAGAACAAGAGUACAAGAACUGUGAGCUGGAUAAAAAUCAGCGCCAGUGUGUAGAAUAUGCCUUGAAGGCACGUCCACUGCGUAGAUACAUUCCAAAAAAUCCUUAUCAGUACAAGUUCUGGUAUGUGGUGAACUCCACUGGGUUUGAAUACAUCAUGUUUGUCCUCAUCAUGCUGAACACACUUUGCUUGGCCAUGCAGCACUACGAACAGUCAAAGCUUUUUAAUGAUGCAAUGGAUAUUUUGAAUAUGGUUUUCACGGGAGUAUUCACUGUUGAAAUGGUUUUGAAAGUCAUUGCAUUCAAACCCAAGCACUAUUUCACUGAUGCAUGGAACACUUUUGAUGCCUUAAUUGUUGUUGGUAGCGUCGUUGAUAUUGCUAUAACAGAAGUUAAUAACUCUGAAGACAGCGCUAGAAUCUCCAUCACUUUUUUCCGUCUCUUCCGGGUGAUGCGACUGGUGAAGCUUCUCAGCAGGGGUGAAGGAAUCCGAACUUUAUUGUGGACAUUUAUUAAGUCAUUUCAGGCUCUGCCAUAUGUUGCUCUUCUGAUAGCUAUGCUGUUUUUCAUCUAUGCUGUAAUCGGAAUGCAGGUUUUUGGGAAAGUUGCCAUGAGAGACAAUAAUCAAAUUAACAGGAAUAACAAUUUCCAGACUUUCCCCCAGGCAGUGUUGCUGCUGUUCAGGUGUGCAACUGGGGAAGCAUGGCAGGAAAUUAUGCUGGCCUGUUUACCUGGAAAGCGCUGUGAUCCAGAAUCUGAUUAUAAUCCAGGGGAAGAAUACACAUGUGGAAGCAAUUUUGCCAUUAUUUAUUUCAUCAGUUUUUAUAUGCUCUGUGCAUUUUUGAUUAUCAACUUGUUUGUGGCAGUCAUCAUGGACAAUUUUGAUUAUUUGACACGUGACUGGUCUAUUCUGGGACCUCAUCAUUUGGAUGAAUUCAAAAGGAUAUGGUCUGAGUAUGAUCCUGAGGCAAAGGGCAGAAUAAAGCAUCUUGAUGUAGUUACAUUGUUGCGUCGUAUUCAGCCUCCACUUGGCUUUGGCAAGUUAUGUCCCCAUCGAGUGGCAUGCAAGAGGCUAGUAGCCAUGAACAUGCCACUAAACAGUGAUGGAACAGUCAUGUUCAAUGCUACAUUAUUUGCUUUGGUGAGGACAGCUCUGAAGAUCAAAACAGAAGGGAAUCUAGAGCAAGCAAAUGAAGAACUUAGAGCAGUUAUAAAGAAAAUCUGGAAGAAAACCAGCAUGAAGCUCCUUGAUCAAGUUGUUCCUCCAGCUGGUGAUGAUGAGGUAACCGUGGGGAAGUUCUAUGCCACCUUCCUGAUACAGGACUACUUUAGGAAAUUCAAGAAACGCAAAGAACAAGGACUGGUGGGGAAAUAUCCUGCGAAGAACACCACGAUUGCUCUACAGGCGGGACUAAGGACACUUCAUGACAUUGGUCCUGAAAUUCGUCGAGCUAUAUCCUGUGACUUGCAAGAUGAUGAGCCAGAAGAAAAUAAUCAAGAGGAAGAGGAAGAUGUCUAUAAAAGGAAUGGUGCCCUGUUUGGAAAUCACAUAAACCAUGUAAGCAGUGAUAGAAGAGAUUCGUUUCAGCAGAUCAAUACCACACACCGUCCCCUGCAUGUCCAGCGGCCUUCAAUUCCAUCUGCAAGUGACGCCGAGAAAAACAUAUAUGCUCAUGCAGGAAAUUCCAUGUUCCACAAUCAUCAUAAUCACAACUCAGUAGGAAAGCAAGUUCCAAAUUCAACAAAUGCCAAUCUCAAUAAUGCCAACAUGUCCAAAGUUGCUAAUGGAAAGCACCCAAACGUUGGAAAUCAUGAGCACAGAUCUGAAAACGGGUAUCACUCAUACUCCAGAGUUGAUCACGAUAAACAUAGAAGAUCAAGCAGCAAGAGAACACGAUAUUAUGAAACUUACAUUAGGUCAGAAUCUGGUGAUGGGCAUCUACCCACUAUUUGCCGUGAAGAUCAUGAUGUUCGAGAUUAUUGCAAUGAUGAUCAUUAUUUUGGAGAGCCCGAAUAUUUUAGUGGAGAAGAAUAUUAUGAAGAAGACAGCAUGUUGUCAGGAAACAGGCAUACAUCUGACUAUAACUACAGAUAUCACUGUCAUGACUCUGAUUUUGAGCGACCAAAAGGUUACCAUCACCCACAUGGGUUUUUUGAAGAAGAUGAUUCACAGAUCUGUUAUGAUGCAAAAAGAUCUCCUAGAAGACGGUUGCUACCUCCCACGCCAACACCAAAUCGUCGAUCUUCCUUUAACUUCGAAUGCCUCCGCAGACAAAGUAGUCAAGAUGAUAUAACACUCUCUCCUACUUUCCACCACCGCACUGCUUUACCACUGCACUUAAUGCAACAACAGGUCAUGGCUGUUGCAGGUCUGGAUUCCAGUAAAGCACAUAAGCAUUCACCAAGUCGUUCAACACGUUCCUGGGCCACCCCACCAGCCACCCCUCCCAACAGGGACCGUACUCCAUAUUACACCCCUCUCAUCCAAGUUGACAGGGCUGAAUCUACAGAACACAUGAAUGGCAGCCUUCCUUCUUUGCAUAGGAGCUCCUGGUACACAGACGAUCCUGAUAUCUCCUACCGAACAUUCACACCAGCCAGUUUAACCGUACCUAAUGACUUUAGGCAUAAACACAGUGACAAACAAAGAAGUGCAGACAGCUUGGUAGAAGCAGUACUUAUAUCUGAAGGCCUUGGGCGAUAUGCAAAGGACCCUAAAUUUGUUUCAGCGACGAAACACGAGAUUGCUGAUGCUUGUGACAUGACUAUUGAUGAGAUGGAAAGUGCAGCAAGUAACCUUCUCAAUGGAAACAUUAGCAGUGGGACCAAUGGGGAUAUGUUUCCCAUUUUAAGUAGGCAAGAUUAUGAACUUCAAGACUUUGGUCCGGGUUAUAGUGAUGAAGAACCAGACACUGGUAGAUAUGAAGAGGACUUAGCUGAUGAAAUGAUAUGCAUUACAACUUUAUAGUAUUUAGCAAGGAGAAAAUGAUUUCAAUAACAGAAAAAGUGCCUCAUAGUUCAAAGAUGCUAGGCACUAGUUGGAAGUAAUAAUGAAACUAGUUUUGUACAAGUGAUGUCACACCUCAAGGAAGCCAUAAUUUAUUUAUUAGUGUCUCUAGGUUGUUGAAAUGUGAUCAAAGCUGCAAUGUGUCAAGUCCUUUUCCACAGAAUCUUCAGUUCCUUUGCAGGAAUAGGGUUAUGUCAAACCAGAUUCUGACAAUCCCAUUUUCAGAGGGCUAGAGAAGGAUUUUGAGGUGUAAUAUCUUGCCUGUCUUUUAAUCUUGUGCUACUGUCCUUCAUAGUGAAGCAGAAGUUUGUCAAAGCAAUGUCAGUAAAAGUCCAGCACAAAAGUAUGUGGAGAAGAUGACCAUGUAAGACAGGUGAUGACAAUCAGAAGCGUCAUUACCUCUGCGUUCAAUAGCAUAUCAAAUAUUCACAGCAUAUCCAUUCCGAUUUUGUUUUCAAACUUGCCUCCUGGUUUUUUGUUUUUUUUUUUGGUUUUUUUUACCAUUAUUCUAAGAUACAAUGUGUCAUGCUCUACCUGUUAGAGAUCAUUAAAAAAAGAAACCAGAAAACCUUUCUGUCAUAUGUAACACCAGUUUACAUAGGAAAAUAUCAUUCAGAUAGUCUGUUUUAUGACUAUCAUGUUAAGGGCAAAAUAUACUGGAAUAAUUGCAUUCUUACUAAUGCACUUGCAACCAGGUUAAAGUAGAAUUAGAUAAAAUAGUUUGUUUAAAAAUUAUAUAGUAGAAAUUAUUGUAAAUGAAUUGUAAUAUACAAUAAUUUGUAUUUGUAAAGAGAUGUUCUAUAUUUUGUAAUUAUUGUACCGUAAUUGAACUGCAGCAAUAUUUAUGGACCCUAAUUAUUGUAAUUCUCCACAGAAUUCUAGAUAUAAGUAUUUUUACUCGGAUUAUAUAGUUCUAUAGGAUAAAUAUUUAAAUAGAGCCACCUUCUCAAUGUAAAUCUCUUUUUUGGAUAUAAUAUCAAGUUUUAAAGGAAACUUGACAACACAGAUUUUUUUAAAAAAAUAUUUUGAGUCAAUACAAAUCUCUCUUUACAUAAGGGAUGCACAGUUGACUAUUUGCAGUCUUAUACAUGAAAAGUUAAAAAUGAACUUAUUUUAAAAUUUUUGAUUGACAAUAAACUGUGAUUUUAUCUUUUAAUAACCCCACAAAAUAGAUCAUACUGAUUUUGAAAAUUGGCGAGACCAUACCAAGGUACUAUUAACCUUGUGACAAUUAUGAAUUUUAACAAAAAUGAUGAUUUUAACUAAGUUGUUUGCCUCCGUAUAUAGCAUUUGAUUUGGAAAUAACUUUGCAGCUGGAUUAAAAUUUUAUUGAAUCCCUUGUAUGUGUCACUCUUCUCAUAAUGAAAAAUCUAAUCAAGUGACUCUACAGAAUCAAAGAUUCCUGAGAAGCUAAAUAGUACUUUGUUGCCUCUACCCUUUCUGCUGGUCUAGUUAAAGGAUUUGUUUUUAUGCAAUCAAAAGAGGGCUUAGAUAUUGUUCACAAUGCAGUAAAACCCUGAUACAAGUUUUUGAGAUUAGUACAGCCUUGAAGAAAAAUAAAAAAAAUCUCAAAAUCUGUUUAUUUUCUUAACACUGGAUAAAAUUGACUUGUUGCUGACAAGUUGUCUUAUCAGGAUUUACCUGUACUUCACAAGAUAGGUAGCAAUUCAGUUCACAUUUUUAAAAUGUGAUGUUUAAAACCUGUCAAUAAACAUUUUGUACAUAAUGUCAAUUUCCUAUGGAUACCUUACAGACCUUCUCUGGAAUCAUUCUUAUUCAAAUGCCAGGAUAAUAACUUAAGUAUUUGUAAAUUAUUUCUUGACCUACAUCAUUUUGUAUUAAAACAAAUGCAAAAUGUUCUUCAGAAUAAAACUGUGUAAUAAUUUUAUUAUACUUUGGACUCCUUUCCAUGAAUGGCAUCUCUAAAAGUUAAAUUCUUAGUGCAGUGUUUGGAGGUAAAGGACAUCCUUUCAUUUGGAAAAUAUGAUCCUUAGCCCAGAAUACUAAAGUCCUUAACUUCCUUUAUAUGAGUGCUCUUCUGCAUAAAAAAUUCCAGAUACUUGAAGCUGAACAGGAGAUUUGUGUAUAAUGGGACAUCUUUAACAAGCCUGGAAAAAGAUAUUUAAAAAAAAUCUAUUCUGUAAUGAAUAAGAUAUUUUUAACUAAAUCAUCCCCUACAGGCUAUCAGUUUGAGUCUUGCAUAUAUGCCACUUUCGACUAGGAUUUGCUGAGUUGGUUAUUUAGCAUUAAUCACUUCAAGUGUUUUCCUAGCUUACAAAAAACAGAACACUUUGAAAGUCUAGAAAAUAAUAGUCCAGCUCAGAUGAGAUUAGCGUAAAAGUGGCAGUGGAGAAUUUCUAAAUUGGGAAGCAUAUAAUCAUGAAGCUGUAGAGACUUCAGUGGAUUAAUCCUCUAAAAAAGACCACCUUUAAGAUCAGAAGUUGGACACAAAAAUUUACUUACUGCUUUUGAAAUCCUUCACUUAAAUCUCCUUGCUAUAGUGAUUCUUCAUAAGAGAUUCCAAAUUCUAUAGAUGCCAUAAGUUACAUUUCUAAAACUAAGGCCCCAGUCCUACAAUAGAAUAUCCCCAACUCUUAUACUUGCAUAAUGACUAACUGACUUCCUUAGGACUUUAUGCACACAACUCACUUAAAAUAUAUCUCCUUAAUUAGAGCAGAUUAAUUUUUUUUUUUUUUUUUUUUUUUUUUACAGGAAAAUACAGACUUUUAAAAAUUAUAGUUUAAAAAUGGGUUAUAAUGGUCAAUACUUCACUAUUACAACAAUAGAGCAGGGAUGGAAAUGUGUUAUAGAAUAAAGAUGCAUAGAACUUUCUACUUAGCAGUAAUACUGUAAGUCAGUACAAGUAUCUGUUUAAUGUCUACCCUUUAAACUCUUGUGAUUUGCAUUCAAUAAUUCCUUUAAUUAUGGAAAAUAACAGCAAUAGAUUGCCCUAUUUAAGCACAUCUGCCACAUUUGUAGGUCUCUCUAUGUAUACCUUUCCACACAUACUGACCUAUUAAUAAAGCAUCCAGUCAUUAACAGUUGUUGGAACAGACAUGGUCAAAUACAAUUUUUGCUAAGGAUAAUAUCAUCCACAAUUUGCACAGUAUAUUUUGGGAGUCAAAAGACCAGAGACCCAUCAUUCAAAAAUUGCUUGCAUCAACUAAGAUGUGCCUAGUUUUCAUCAACAAUAACUCUUCAUUUUAAAUGUAUUUUUGUAAUAAAGUCUGUAAAUGAGUUAAUUCUUCUGCAAGUUUAGGUUUUCUGUAAAUAAGUUUUACAUCCUGACCCAUCUGAUUGGCUGGGUCUAUAGGGCCACAUCACUUGGCUACCUCUGCUGAAAGCAAGUAUUUGAGUGACCUUUCAGAAACUUUGAAGACAAGAAAAAGGCAGGUUUACAAAUACUGCUAACUUUCUAUGUUUUUAAAAACAAUCUUUCACACUGAAGCAAACAUUAUAUGGGAAAAUCCAUACAAAAAGUAUACUUAAGGCCAAUCUUUGUUUUAUUCCAUUUUGCUAUUCCAAAUAUCUGUUGUUGAAUAAAUAUCUUCUCUAGUUUGAUUGUCAGUGAAUUCAGUUCGUGUCUGAGAGAGAGCAAAGAAAAUCUACUGCCAAGGAAAUGACAGGGAUCUCAUUAGCACAGGCUCCAGUAGAUAAAAAGAAUGCGGAAACUCCUAUAUGGCGCACAGAACCAGUAAGAUGCUGGCAUACUAAGAAUAGUAACAGUCCCAGCUCAAACAGACGUUGUUAACUGUAUUAGUAUCCUGAAGACUCUUCAGGAAGGCUUCUGCUGCUCACUUUGAGGAAAAGUGCAAACAGAUGGACUUGUAGUAUCAUUUGUAUUACAACAUAAUGGGUGCGUUUACACAUGUUGCUAUGGCGACGUUGUUACUGCACCCUGAUUUAGUACUUCCUAUACCAGGAAGCACAUCGCUAUGAUGACAUAGCUGCUGGUCAAGCACAGACGCCCACAGAUGCUACAGCAACUUAGCAUCAAUGAAAAGAAAAUUUUUAUACAAGAGUCUAAGAAGCUUGAUUUUUCUGGACCCACCAGAAAAUGCUUGCUGUAACUCAAAGUGAGGUUAAGGUAAUUUUAAACAUGCUUCUGCAUCCUUCCACUCUUGGGCUGGUAGGCUCCAGCCUAGUCAUACCAUAUUUGAGCAUCUUGCAUGAACUACCAACAGCCCCCUGAGGCUAUCUGGAGAUAAGAACCACUUAAUCUGGAACCCACAAGACUGGACAAGGGCCAGCACAGGAGCCACCACUGCCAGCUCUGCACCACCCGAGGAUUUGGUUCAAUGGACAAAAUUCUCAAGGAACCGAUCCACUGCUGUACACCUGGUUUGAAUCACAGAAAUGACAUAACUCAGUCCUAGCCCUCUGGAGAUGAGGGCCUAAAUUAAUAAAAUAACUGCAGCUUCACAACAAUUAGAGUAAGUAUGGAUAAAGGAAGAAAAGAAAAGAAAAGAAAAGAAAAGAA
Molecule: messenger RNA, 11091 nt
Organism: Alligator mississippiensis (American alligator)
Lineage: Eukaryota; Metazoa; Chordata; Crocodylia; Alligatoridae
Gene: CACNA1D
Product: calcium voltage-gated channel subunit alpha1 D
Exons: 47
Coding region: 129-6572 (2147 amino acids)
Biological process (GO): calcium ion import across plasma membrane
Cellular component (GO): voltage-gated calcium channel complex; membrane
Molecular function (GO): high voltage-gated calcium channel activity
Source: RefSeq, a predicted model, not a curated record